Molecule: messenger RNA, 3912 nt
Organism: Leopardus geoffroyi (Geoffroy's cat)
Lineage: Eukaryota; Metazoa; Chordata; Mammalia; Carnivora; Felidae
Gene: CHSY1
Product: chondroitin sulfate synthase 1
Exons: 3
Coding region: 72-2480 (802 amino acids)
Cellular component (GO): Golgi cisterna membrane
Molecular function (GO): glucuronosyl-N-acetylgalactosaminyl-proteoglycan 4-beta-N-acetylgalactosaminyltransferase activity
Source: RefSeq, a predicted model, not a curated record
GGCGGGCUGAGGGCGCGCGGAGCCUGCGGCGGCGGCGGCGGCGGCGGCCCGGCGGGCUGAGCGGCGCGGGCAUGGCCGCGCGCGGCCGGCGCGCCUGGCUCAGCGUGCUGCUCGGGCUCGUGUUGGGCUUCGUGCUGGCCUCACGGCUCGUCCUGCCCCGCGCCUCUGAGCUGAAGCGAGCGGGUCCUCGGCGCCGCGCCAGCCUCGAGGGCUGCCGGCCAGGGCAGGCGGCGGCUUCCCAGGCCGGCGGGGCGCGCGGCGAUGCGCGCGGGGCGCAGCUCUGGCCGCACGGCCCGGCCUCGGAUGGCGGUCCGCGCGACAGGAACUUUCUCUUCGUGGGAGUCAUGACCGCCCAGAAAUACCUGCAGACCCGCGCCGUGGCCGCCUACAGAACAUGGUCCAAGACAAUUCCUGGGAAAGUCGAAUUCUUCUCUAGUGAGGGUUCAGACACCUCGAUACCAAUUCCGAUAGUGCCACUACGGGGCGUGGACGACUCCUACCCACCCCAGAAGAAGUCUUUCAUGAUGCUCAAGUACAUGCAUGACCACUACCUGGACAAGUAUGAAUGGUUUAUGAGAGCAGAUGAUGACGUGUAUAUCAAAGGAGACCGUCUGGAGAAUUUUCUGAGGAGUUUGAAUAGCAGUGAGCCCCUCUUUCUCGGGCAGACAGGACUGGGCACCACGGAAGAGAUGGGGAAACUGGCCCUGGAACCCGGUGAGAACUUCUGCAUGGGGGGGCCCGGUGUGAUCAUGAGCCGGGAGGUUCUCCGGAGAAUGGUGCCGCACAUUGGAAAGUGUCUCCGGGAAAUGUACACGACUCACGAGGACGUGGAGGUGGGAAGAUGUGUCCGGAGGUUUGCGGGGGUGCAGUGUGUCUGGUCUUAUGAGAUGCAGCAGCUUUUUUAUGAGAAUUACGAACAGAACAAAAAGGGGUAUAUUAGAGAUCUCCAUAAUAGUAAAAUUCACCGAGCCAUCACCCUGCACCCCAACAAAAACCCACCCUACCAGUACCGGCUCCACAGCUACAUGCUCAGCCGCAAGAUAGCCGAGCUUCGCCACCGCACCAUCCAGCUCCACCGAGAGAUCGUCCUGAUGGGCAGAUACAGCAACACGGAGAUUCACAAAGAAGACCUCCAGCUGGGAAUCCCACCUUCCUUCAUGAGGUUUCAGCCCCGCCAGCGGGAGGAGAUCCUGGAGUGGGAGUUUCUGACUGGGAAAUACUUGUAUUCUGCGGCUGAGGGCCAGCCGCCUCGGAGAGGGAUGGACUCCGCUCAGAGGGAGGCCCUGGAUGACAUUGUCAUGCAGGUCAUGGAGAUGAUCAAUGCCAAUGCCAAGACCAGAGGACGCAUUAUUGACUUCAAGGAGAUACAGUAUGGCUACCGCCGGGUGAACCCCAUGUAUGGGGCCGAAUACAUCCUGGACCUGCUCCUUCUGUACAAAAAGCACAAAGGGAAAAAAAUGACUGUUCCCGUCCGGCGACACGCAUAUUUACAGCAGACCUUCAGCAAGAUCCAGUUUGUGGAGCACGAGGAACUGGAUGCAAAGGAAUUGGCCAACAAAAUCAAUCAGGAAUCCGGAUCCUUGUCCUUUCUCUCAAAUUCCCUGAAGAAACUUGUUCCCUUUCAGCUCCCUGGAUCAAAGAACGAGCACAAAGAACCCAAAGAGAAAAAGAUAAAUAUAUUGAUUCCAUUGUCUGGGCGUUUCGACAUGUUUGUGAGAUUCAUGGGAAACUUCGAGAAGACGUGUCUCAUUCCCAAUCAGAACGUCAAGCUCGUGAUUCUGCUUUUCAAUUCUGACUCAAACCCUGACAAGGCCAAACAAGUUGAACUCAUGAGAGAUUAUCGCAUUAAGUACCCUAAAGCUGACAUGCAGAUUUUGCCUGUGUCUGGAGAGUUUUCAAGAGCUCUGGCCCUUGAAGUAGGGUCUUCCCAGUUCAGUAACGAGUCUCUGCUCUUUUUCUGUGACGUUGACCUCGUGUUUACUACAGAAUUCCUUCAACGAUGUCGAGCAAACACAGUUCUGGGCCAACAGAUAUAUUUUCCAAUCAUCUUUAGCCAGUACGAUCCAAAGAUUGUUUAUAGUGGGAAAGUUCCCAGUGAUAACCAUUUUGCCUUCACUCAGAAAACUGGCUUCUGGAGAAACUAUGGGUUUGGCAUUACUUGCAUUUACAAGGGAGAUCUUGUCCGAGUAGGCGGCUUUGAUGUUUCCAUCCAGGGCUGGGGGCUCGAGGAUGUGGACCUUUUCAACAAGGUUGUCCGGGCAGGUUUGAAGACAUUUAGGAGCCAAGAAGUGGGAGUAGUCCACGUCCACCAUCCUGUCUUUUGUGAUCCCAAUCUCGAUCCCAAACAGUACAAAAUGUGCUUGGGGUCCAAAGCAUCCACAUAUGGGUCCACACAGCAGCUGGCUGAAAUGUGGCUGGAAAAAAACGACCCAAGUUACAGUAAAAACAGCAAUAACAGUGGCUCAGUGAGGACAGCCUAAGGUCCAGCUUUGCUGGAAGAGACGUUUUUAAUUAUCUAAUUUAUUUUUCAAAAAUUUUUUGUAUGAUCCGUUUUCGAAGUCCAUCAAGGAUAUAUUUUACACAUGAUUUUCUUACAAAGGACUCCUUGAUGAUUGAGCUUUUUGAACAAAAAUGUGAUCAUGUUUGCCUUUGAGCACAUUUUCUUGCUGAACGUCAUGUAGCAGGCCUGCUUGAUAAUGACUUGAAAUGUACCUGAUGGACAGAACUUUCUUGUCGUGUUUCGUUGUGUUUUAUGCGUUUCUUUUCAGACCCCUUUGCUGUGGUCCUAUGGUAGAAAACAUGAACGUUCCUGCAAAGUAUUAAUGUAACAGAACACUGUAACUCUGGUACAUGUUUUGUUGUAACUGGUAACGUUGCACAGAUUCGACCUUUUGUCUUUUUUUUUUUAAUGGCGAUUUUUUUUUUUUUUAAGCCAUUUCAUGUUCUAAUUGUAAAAUAAGGAAAUGUGAUAAUAAGCUGUAUCACCAUUGUCGGGAGAGCUUUCCAAAGUUGAUUCUUUCCCCCAACUUGUGCUCAUUGUGGUCACGGAGUUGUUUUAAAAGCAAGGGGAGAAAGGCACAGUAAGAUGAAUGGCUGUCGUCGUAAUUUGUGUGGCUUAAUGGACCUGGCAUUAAAUUCCAAGAAGGAUUUGGUUUUUUGUUUUUCUCAUCUUUAAAGGGUACACUAUUAAUAUUUGGAAUGGCAAAGAAGAAUUAUUGUAAUAAAUCUAAUGUACACAAGCUAAAACAGAAACAAAAACCCUCCCUAAUGAAAGCAUUGGGGGAAAAUGUAUUUUGGUUUUGUUCAUCCUGUCUGUGUUACAUCGGUGGAGUUGGCUGUUUCAAUCUUUAAUUACUGUUUUGUUUUAUUCUUUGUAUCUGAAAUACCUUUAAUUUAUUUAAUAUCCAUUGUUUAGAGCUCGGCCAUUUCUCAAGUACCUGUUUAGCUAUUAGUAUUUAUGUGUAUCAGGAGUGUGUUUAGUGUUAUUUUAUUUGCAGUAAACUGAUCUCCAAAGAUUUCCUUUUGAAAAUGCUUUUCCCUCCUCAAUUUUUACAUUCCUUACUGUUUUACUAAAUAUUAAGUGUUCUUUGACAAUUUUGGUGCUCACAUGUUUUGGGGACAAAAGUGAAAUCUGUCAUUACACCAGAAAGUUCGUUUGUUUUAAAAACUCACAGAUCAAAUGUGCCUUAAUAAAUUUUCUUUUUCAUUUAGAUUUCAAACAGUAAUAGACUUGCCAUUUUAAUACACAUCGUUGGAGAUCUGCUUAUUUGUAAAUAGUCUGUUGCUCAUUCGGGAAAAUAAACCAGUCAACAGUAUUUUUCUAUUGUACUUUUCAGGACCAUUUUGUCUCAUUACUCCUGUUUUAGCUAAAGAAUUGUAUAACAUUUGGAGAGUAAAAAACUGAAACACUGA